AUGGCGUGCUCUUCCACAAGGAAUUUUGGAGGCUGGCUGAGGGACUUAUCACAAUGGCGUGGGAGGUGUCAGAGCUGGAUCGAACAGGAGUGGGAGAACAAAUGCAAUGACCCAGCUGAAUGGAAAGAGGGCAAUGCCCCUGGAUUUAACCUGGGUAUCAUGUCAAGCCAGAAACACCUAGCUUCCCUCCCUUCCCUCCGUCACUGGAAAAUUAUGAAUCCCCCUGACCGCACCUCAGUUGAGACACAGGUGGCUGUAGACAUCGUCCAGCGCAAGUGGAGCCCCAAGAAUGUCCGCCUGUCGGAUGCAGGUGUCAUCUACUCCCUUUUGACUUUGUCUGCGGAUUAUCGCAUACGGUACCUAACCUACGACUUUGAUCAGCGAGGGGAUAUACGCAAAGAUCGAGUCCCAAAAGCACCCACUGUGGCAUUCUACCAGAACAACCAGCGGACGCUUGCCACAUGGAAAGGUAUCUAUGUUUUUACAGGGGGGUACAAUGAUGCAGGAUGGUUGCUGGCCGACAAUUACCCGGACGGACCACCAUUUUUCCAAGCUGGUCUGGUGGUCGCUUCGUCUCGUGUGAAGACUUUCGAUGCCCUCAAUGUCCAGUUGACCGAGUACCAACCAAAAAAGGUCUUCGUCCACGAUCCUAAUUCGACGGAGAAUUUAUGGAAACGUGCCUAUCUACAGUACUGGAUUUUACUCAGGGGUUGCAACGAUAUUUCGGGAUAUUGUCUUGUGCUUGCAGGGCAGAGUGCAUCUGGAUACCAGAAGAUGGGUCUUCUCUUUGGCUUUCAUGCCCUCAUUGGUCCUGGCGCCGACGCCACCGACGCAAAUGAAGCAAUUCAGCAGGACCAGAUUUACACGGCUUGGAAGAACAAGCUGUCCCCAGAUGUGGAGGUUAAAACGCAACCCAAUGAUUUUAUCAACUUCAUUGGGAUCAGGUGGGGGCAUUUGCCAAUUCACACAAACACGACUGAAACCAACACGACAGAAGCCAUCACUACCUGCCGCAAGCGCAGAAGGCCAAACAGUGGUAAUGAAACUAAAGAUCUCCUAUCAUUCUCAUCACACUCAUCAUCCAUUGGGAGAGCAACUGUAGACGAAAGAAGCCCGGACCGAGCAGAUGACGAGUCCAACAUGGUUUCAUUCAAUCGUCUUUGGGCUGAGCUAGCAGCCAUUGAAUCGCCUCCCAGGUACUGGGAGCUAUUCACCGCAGUUGGUACAAUGGAGACCAUGCAUCGAAGGUGGCGUCACAACCGUCUAGCUAUGGAAGUGGUCAAACUCAAUAUCUCAUCAUCUGAAGCCACUGUUAUCCGUGAUCUUAUACAAAACCCGAGUCCAAGGCUUGCAUCUUUGCUUCUAGGUAUUGGGGUGGAGGAAGAUCGCAUUGCUCUUGAAAAUGCUUUCAGCUAUAAUUCGGCCAUGGCCUUGUUUCAACGGCAGGUUAAUGUACUUGAGGAUGGACCCGUUAAACAGGCCUAUGCGGACGUUUACUCCUACUUUCAGGCUGUCGCCUGUCGCCGCCCUAACAUCCUACAGCCGCUCAUCAAGCUAGAGCAGUAA
This is a messenger RNA of Penicillium hordei, 1566 nucleotides long. RefSeq lists its product as uncharacterized. The transcript has a single exon. Lineage: Eukaryota; Fungi; Ascomycota; Eurotiomycetes; Eurotiales; Aspergillaceae. The coding region runs from base 1 to 1566 and encodes 521 amino acids. The record is from RefSeq and is a predicted model, not a curated record.